Messenger RNA from Sporothrix brasiliensis 5110, 1119 nucleotides. RefSeq lists its product as uncharacterized. The coding region runs from base 1 to 1119 and encodes 372 amino acids. The record is from RefSeq and is a predicted model, not a curated record. Gene Ontology annotation, molecular function: protein serine/threonine kinase activity; ATP binding. The transcript has 2 exons. Gene Ontology annotation, cellular component: cytoplasm; nucleus. Gene Ontology annotation, biological process: peptidyl-serine phosphorylation; signal transduction; endocytosis. Lineage: Eukaryota; Fungi; Ascomycota; Sordariomycetes; Ophiostomatales; Ophiostomataceae.
AUGACGACCAUGGAUCUUCGCGUCGGUAACAAGUACCGCAUUGGCCGCAAGAUCGGCUCGGGCUCAUUCGGUGAUAUCUACCUGGGUACGAACAUCAUUUCCGGCGAGGAAAUCGCCAUCAAGUUGGAGAGCGUCAAGGCCAAGCACCCCCAGUUGGAGUACGAGGCUCGCGUCUACAAGUCACUGGCUGGCGGCGUCGGUAUCCCCUUUGUCCGUUGGUUCGGCACUGAGUGCGACUACAAUGCCAUGGUUCUCGAUCUGCUCGGCCCCAGUCUGGAGGAUCUCUUCAACUUCUGCAACCGCAAGUUCUCGCUGAAGACGGUCCUGCUUCUGGCCGACCAGCUUAUUUCCCGCAUCGAAUACAUCCACGCCAAGUCGUUCAUCCAUCGCGACAUCAAGCCCGACAACUUCCUCAUGGGCAUUGGCAAGCGUGGCAAUCAAGUCAACGUUAUUGACUUUGGUUUAGCCAAGAAGUACCGCGAUCCCAAGACGCACUUCCACAUCCCCUACCGUGAGAACAAGAACCUGACCGGCACGGCACGUUAUGCCUCGAUUAACACCCAUCUCGGUGUCGAGCAGUCCCGCCGCGACGACAUGGAGAGCUUGGGAUACGUCAUGCUGUACUUCUGCCGGGGCUCUCUGCCCUGGCAGGGCCUGAAGGCUGCUACUAAGAAGCAGAAGUACGACAGAAUCAUGGAGAAGAAGAUGACCACCCCUACGGAGGUGCUCUGCCGCGGUUUCCCCAACGAGUUCGCCAUCUACCUGAACUACACACGCUCGCUCCGCUUCGACGACAAGCCCGACUACAGCUACCUGCGGAAGAUCUUCCGCGACCUGUUUGUCCGCGAGGGCUUCCAGUACGACUACGUCUUCGACUGGACUGUGUACAAGUACCAGAAGAACGCUCAGGCCAUUGCCCAGGCUGCCGGUGCUGCUGACGACAAGCAGCAGCGUACCGACGCUGCCACUGGCCAGCAGACUCCAGCCGGUGCCAUUAAGCCUGGCCAGAGCGCCCAGAUGGUCUCGGGCGGUCGUCCUCGCAACGCCAAGAUGAUGGGUGCUGCUGGCGUCGAUGCUCAUGAUGCCAGCCGCGGUGCCGGCCCUGGUGACCGGAUGUGA